Messenger RNA from Nematocida minor, 711 nucleotides. Its product is annotated as dihydrofolate reductase. Gene Ontology annotation, biological process: dihydrofolate metabolic process; glycine biosynthetic process; folic acid metabolic process. Gene Ontology annotation, cellular component: mitochondrion. Gene Ontology annotation, molecular function: NADP binding; dihydrofolate reductase activity. NCBI's taxonomy places the organism in Eukaryota, Fungi, Microsporidia. Bases 1 to 711 code for a protein of 236 amino acids. The transcript has a single exon. The record is from RefSeq and is a predicted model, not a curated record.
AUGGUAACAAUCUUGUCUGCAUACUGCAGCACCACUGGUGUCAUAGGAAACAAAGGCUCUCUUCCGUGGCCUUCCCUGAAGAGUGAUUUUCAGUUUAUGAAGUACAUCACAACGCGGAGGCCCUCUGGGAUAGUCAUGGGCUCAAAGACAUUCAAGUCCAUAGGACGGCCUUUGCCCAACAGAACAUCAAUUGUGCUGACAUCAGCGGAUAUUUCUCCUAAAACGGCAAACGAGGACAGUCUAGACAGAAAUAGCCCUUUAUAUCCCGGACCAGUGGAAGGAUCGAAUUACAAAGUGUACUAUAGAAGGAGUCUUAAAGAAGCUAUAGACCUAUGCAGCGCUCUGUCUCUGGAGCCAAUAGUUUUUGGAGGAGAAAGAGUCUACAGAGAAGCAAUGGAAACGUACCCCUGCACGCUCUACAUAACAGAAGUGUACAAAGAGUACGAAGGAGAUGCACGCUUUCCCAUAGAGCUGAUAGACAGAAGGAAAAUGGUAAACAUCACGGAAGAAGUGCUGGGGCUAAUUGGGAGAGAGAUCUGCACAGAAGAGCUGCACAAAAAAAAUCUGCAGUGCGAUGAAAACAGAGGAAAUGCAGCUGGAAGCGAAGAAGAAGAGAAGAAGAGAGGCGCAUGUAUUAAUGGGAGCGCUGUGUGCGAUAAUAACGUAUUUUACUCGUUUUUUAAAUUUACUUCAAGCCCACAUGAAAAAUAA